AUGGCCAAAUUAUUCUCUUUUCUCAGCUUGUUAACUCUGAGUUUCUGCUGCCUUAUCACUGGUUUCGAGCCGAGUCCAUUGCAAGAUUUCUGCGUCGCAGAUUCUGCUAGCUCAGUGAAGGUAAAUGGCAUGGUUUGCAAGAAUUCUUCACUUGUAGAAGCUAAUGAUUUUUACUUCAGUGGGCUGCAUUUGGCUGGCAACACAACAAAUCCUGCUGGCUCUAAAGUCACUCCUGUCAAUGUAGCGCAAGUACCAGGACUGAACACUCUUGGUAUUUCAUUGGUUCGCGUCGACUAUGCACCAUGGGGAAUCAACCCUCCUCACACUCACCCUAGAGCUACUGAGAUACUCACUGUCCUUGAAGGUUCUCUUCAAGUUGGUUUUGUAACCUCAAGCCCCGAAAAUCGCCUUAUUACUAAGGUACUUAAAAAAGGCGAUGUGUUUGUAUUUCCUAUUGGACUUGUUCACUACCAACGCAACGUUGGAAAUGGAAAUGCUGUUGCAAUUGCAGCAUUGAGUAGCCAGAAUCCUGGUGUUAUAACCAUUGCUAAUGCAGUCUUCGGAUCGGAUCCAGCUAUAGCAACUGAUGUUCUUGCUAAGGCUUUUCAAGUUGAUAACGCCGUUGUUGCUCAGAUCCAAUCAAAGUUCUAG
This is a messenger RNA of Nicotiana tabacum (common tobacco), 651 nucleotides long. RefSeq names its product putative germin-like protein 2-3. The record is from RefSeq and is a predicted model, not a curated record. Gene Ontology annotation, molecular function: manganese ion binding. Lineage: Eukaryota; Viridiplantae; Streptophyta; Magnoliopsida; Solanales; Solanaceae.